AUGGAAAGAGGAACGGUCGCUCCUAGGUGUCUCCAACCUUCACCGCGGGCAGCACGCAAAAGCGAGUGGCUGAGGAGCACUCUCGCCCACCAUCACCGCCCCGACCCCGGCGCGGAGAACGAAAUCGUCGUUCUGGCCACGGGAGUGGACCAGUAUCUCCAAGAGGUCUUCCACCACCUCGCCCAUCCCAACCACGACGACGUUGUGUCGGCGGAGGACUUCACCGUGCUCUGCGCCCUGCUAGGUCUUGCCGGGGCGGCGGAGGAGAGGGCGAGGGAAGACGGUCGGAGGGAAGGUGAGAGGGAAUUUCAGGAUAUUUGUUCGGGGCUUCCUGACGGGAUUUCUUUCCGGGACUUUCAUUCGCGGCUCUGCGGUUACUUCCGUGUCCGCGCCUCGAGCAGCGGAAACGGACAGCGUUUGCCCGUUACCGAGGAGACGGAGUUGGUGGAGCGCGAAAUUCGGUGCCGGUGGCCCCGCGUCCGGCGGAGAAGGUGUGUUAGUUUCGACGUCAGCAGCAGGGGUCAGAUCCGGGCCUCCCCGAGACCUCUCAGAGGACAAAACCGUACGGAGGCCUCUGAGAAAGCUGCUGAGGAGGCAGCAGCUCUAAGAGAGCUGGUGGAGGAUCUCCGUUGUGCACUACAGGGGAGUGAUGCCCGCUGCCUGGCACUGGAGGUGGCACUCAGACGGGAGAGAGCACGCAACCACCCCAGUUCCAUAGACUUCAUUUCUUCAAGCAAGGCAACUUCUCUUUCUCCUACAGUAGAAAAACAGGCUACAACAAACAAUACAAGUCCAGAUUCCCUCAGACAAAAGAUUGGUGUAGAAGGAGAAGGGGAAAAGAAAGCAGCACGAAGGCGAGAUGCCAGGGACCCAAUUCUCAGGGAGCUGAAGUUGAUCCGCUCCUCUCGUGAUGGACAGAUGGAGGAGGCAAUAAAAUUCAAUCGGCAGCUGGAAGAGGAGCUGUGCUGGGCUUAUCAGGAGGUUCGCAAACUAGAACGAGUGGAGUCCUCACUGCGGACAGAGAAUGCUGAGAUCAGGAGGCGAGCAGAGGAGGCCAGGGAAGCUCUGAGACAGGGACUGCAGAGAGUCCGCAUGAUCCAGGAGCAGGCUGAGACUGUGCCACAGCUUCGGACCAGGAUCGCACUGCUGGAGACUGAGCUGCACCAGCACAGGUCUCACUGCAUCUGUACUGCUGACCCCACCCCACAGCCUUUAUACCCAGCGGGAGGAGAUGACAUUCACCACAGAAAAGAUGCUGAGUGGCUUCAAAGAGCCGUGGAAGGAAGAGCUGCUUCUGAUGAAGAAGAAGAGGAGAGGGUGAAGAAGAAGGAGCAGGUGAGGGUAGAUCGAAGGACAGAAGAGAGACAAUGCUGCCUGGCCGAGGUGAAAAAACUCAUCCGCCAACUGCACAGCUGUGACAAAGUAAGUCUAAACCCAGUGGUCUGCCAUCUCCAUGACAAAAACUUCCUGGGAAGGGGGCACAGUUGGAAGGGACAGACCCAGUCAGAUGGCAACAGAUGCUUUGGGCUGGAAAAGAAACCUGAGGAGGAGCGCUCACAGCUGGAGAUGCACAUAGAGAAGACUGAAAAAACACACCUGUCUCUGCUGGAGGAGAAGCUCACAGAUGCCCUCACACUCCUGCUGCAGCUACGCAACAAGAAUGUGUCUCGCAGGGCUCUGGGGAAGAUCUUGAUGGACACUCUGGAUAUGUGUAGUAGGAGUGGACACGGGCCCACCAAGGUGCUCCAGGUGGCCGAUGCACUCUGUGUCCAGCUGACAUCCAGUGACCUCUUGCUAGAGGGUGAAGGCGAUGGAGGUGAGAGAGUGGUUUGGAGGCGAAAGGAGAGUGGCACACAUGGCUGGGCCCUCAGGUCAUCAAACCACCAGCACCAACCCUCUGGUCAUCUCCUGUUAACAACCACUAUCCAGCUCUUCAUGUCAUGUGUGUGUAUAGUCACAUAGAUAGCAUCUAUCCUAUGGAACCCCAUUACAGAGUGAGAUGCACAGACAAACCACUGUGUUUAUUUUAUUGGGUUUUUGCAUCUUGCAACUUUCCCAGAUUUCAAAACCGGUUUGUAUUUAAGAAAAAAUUGCUUGCUAAUUAAAUAUUCUAGUAUUUUAUAUGUUAUAUAUUCUAUUUAAUUAAACUGUGUUUUCAAUCACUUGUAUUCACAAUAACCUCCUGGGCUGGGAAUACAAUCUAAAGAAAAUCUAGCGAUCAGCAGUCUUGUCUCUCAUCACUGUUGGAAACUCAUGUAUUAUUUUCCCAGCCACAGAUGUGGUGUUCUGCUAUUGUCACUACCUUAAGAAAUAUAAUUUCCUUUUGUAUAAAAAGAAAAAUCACAAGUCACAAAAUCUUUUUGUGUUUGCGUGUUGGGGAAAAAAAAGAGAGAUAAAGGAAAUGAGAGGGAAAAAUAUUUAACAAGUUCAUAAAUUGUCAUCACACUUUCUUAUUUCCCAUUAGCAAGACCACAGUCACAUCUUCUGGGCACAUCUUGGGCUCAGUAGUUAUAUUGUUCAUGGUGAUGCUAGUAUUUAGGGUGUAGCAAGCUUCUGACUACUUUUCAAUUUGUAGUCUGUCAUUUACUUCAAAAAAUGUUCAACAGCGUUCAAACCACACUGUGCUAACCAUCACACACUGACAACUUACUGUAUGCAACCUUUGUAUGAAGGCCUGAGCGCACAAUGCAUGGUGGAUGUAAAGAUGAAAAAUACAACUGAAAAUUAAAAUUAAAAUAAUUACUGAAAACGAAGAGGAAAUAUUGAAAAGUUACUUGACUUUAAUACUGUGUAUAUGACGGUGCAGUGCAGUGUGACUUAACCGUUUUAUAUAUCGGAAGAUUUUCCUCAUGAAAUA
Molecule: messenger RNA, 2857 nt
Organism: Lampris incognitus (smalleye Pacific opah)
Lineage: Eukaryota; Metazoa; Chordata; Actinopteri; Lampriformes; Lampridae
Product: EF-hand and coiled-coil domain-containing protein 1
Exons: 9
Coding region: 1-1962 (653 amino acids)
Source: RefSeq, a predicted model, not a curated record